AUGGAACAUAUAGCCAACCAAAUUAACCGGGACGAUACGGGCGAUGUUGUGAAGGACAUGCAAAAUGCCCCUUCUUCCGCCAAUAUGAAUCUUCCAUUGCCCUCCAGCAAAGGCGACUCAGACGGUGUUGUUGACGGCUCAGGCAACGGCAACACGGGCGUGGGAGGUUCGGGGUCACAGACCAAAGUCAUUGUCUUCAAUUCCACAAACUUCGAGGACGGUUAUGUUUUUCAGCUCAAGGAUAGCGACCAGAACAGAAAGAUCAUCGGCUUUUCCAAACCCGACUCCAAAACCACGCUCGAUGUGGUCCAAUGGCAGGUUAUCAACGACGACAACAUUGAGUCUUUAGGUGAUGUCGAAUUUAGGGAUGCGAAGACCGAUGGACAACUCACAGAUGUCGACAACAAUUCGGUGACCCUCAACUUUGGAGGCGGAACCUCGAAAUACUACGGAAAAGAGAUGUACAUUCAAAUUGACUGGAAGAAGGAUGGAGCUUCAGGCUACACCAAAACAGAACUCUUCACUGUCACCAAUACCGAUAACACCACUGAGAUCACCAACAGGAGACUUUGGAAUCUACCACUUCCUCAUCCUCAUCGGCAACAGCCACUCUUUCGCCUUCGUCGACUGCAGGGGCUGAAGAGAGUUCCGGUGGCGGCGGCGGCGGCGGGCGGGGGGCUCUCAACCGGCGCAACUGCUGGCAUUGCCGUUGGUGCCGUUAUUGGCGGUCUUCUCAUCAUCGGUGCUCUGGUAUGGUUCUUUCUUCGUCGGCGUCGACGCAGCAAGAAGGCUGGUGAUGAGUAUGUUACACAGCAAACAUACGCAGUGGACAAGGAGACUCAUGGCCGUGCUGCCGACUCACCCAACUCGCCCUACUCAGAUGAAAACCACAUGCAACCUGUUGCCCUCGGUAGCCUCGACCGAGAUCGCGGUGUCGCUCCAACUCCCCCACCUGGCGGCGUGCCUCGUUCAUCCAUCGGGUCCCACGAUCGUGCAGCACACAGCGGUGCUCAGACACCCCAGGGCAUGUCGUCCAAUGUGGCUCACUUGGUCGAAGAUGGUAUGACAGUCGAUGAGAUCCGAAGAUUAGAGGAAGAGGAGCGGCAGCUGGAUGAUGAAAUCGAGCGUGCUGCAAGACGAUAG
Fusarium fujikuroi IMI 58289 is the source of this 1143-nucleotide messenger RNA. RefSeq lists its product as uncharacterized. Lineage: Eukaryota; Fungi; Ascomycota; Sordariomycetes; Hypocreales; Nectriaceae. The coding region runs from base 1 to 1143 and encodes 380 amino acids. The transcript is spliced from 3 exons. The record is from RefSeq and is a predicted model, not a curated record.